This is a messenger RNA of Daktulosphaira vitifoliae (grape phylloxera), 2066 nucleotides long. Its product is annotated as homeobox protein Hox-B3a-like. Gene Ontology annotation, molecular function: DNA-binding transcription factor activity, RNA polymerase II-specific; DNA binding. The record is from RefSeq and is a predicted model, not a curated record. The transcript is spliced from 2 exons. Gene Ontology annotation, biological process: regulation of DNA-templated transcription. Lineage: Eukaryota; Metazoa; Arthropoda; Insecta; Hemiptera; Phylloxeridae. Bases 702 to 2060 code for a protein of 452 amino acids.
UAUUAUUAACGCCGCGGUGUUUGUGUGGGGAAAGGAAACGCGACGGGCUCAGAACUCGACGUACGGGCACAUAAUUGAUCCGCAGUGUGUCGCGGCCGCGGCGGUGGGAGAAGACACGUACGAGGCCGCCUAUCGCGCUAAUAAAUUACGUCCGAGAUAUAUCGACUGGACACCGCGAUGGUUAACUCGGCGACGUACAACAACAACAACAACAUUAGGAGGAAAACAUAAUUUUGAGUCUUAAAAAGAGCCAGCGUUGUCGCCCCGGCACAGGAGGCGUGCAAUUAAAAGGGUAGAGUGGGGCGGAGGGAUGGGCGGCGGGACUCGUUGGAGAGCUAGUGGCCGUCGGACGGCGCGAUUGGUCGGCUGGGUCGCUACCGCCCCGGUGAACGCCCAUCGCCUCUCGGCCCGCGUCCAGAGGAAAGGGGAAGACGGCCACCCGACAGAUUCGGCACGUUAACGCACCGUCAGACGUCGUCACAUAUUAACACGUUGUGGUCCGUCCGCGUGUACGUCCGACCCGCGUUGCUCGUGUACCAUAUUUUCUGGACGUUUUUUGCUCAUCGCACACGAUUUUGCUGCCACAGUUUUGUAUCCGGUGGUGUGUUUUUUUUUAAUAUUUGCGAUUUUGUGUUUUCCGCGCAACUCAUUCCAUCGUAUAGUCGCGCACACGAGUUUGUUCGGAUUUUAAUAAUGCGCCAAUGACUUUCGUCGCGGCGAAUAGUAUGAAAUCCAUAGCGUUGCGGCCCAACAAGAGUGCAGUCGGCGGAUUUUACAGCAGUUGCGGUGGUUAUCCGACGGAUCUGAGCUACGCCGUCAGGUGCCGGUCCCGGAGUCCGGUCCAACCCGCCGACGAAAUGGACGACAUCAGCGUAGGACGGCCGUCACCGCCGGCGUCGCCUGAAUGCUACGCCAGGCUGCACGACAACCGCGGUGACGGUGUCGACUCGGAUUGCACCAACUCGUCCGGCGGUUCCGAUUACUUCGAGCCAUUGAAGAAGUUGGGCACCGUUCAAUUGGACAAGGUGAGCUACGGCAUUAGCGAGCGCAAGAACUACGUCCCUAAACGGCGGGUGCAACAACACCGUCAGGCGCAACUCGGGACCAGUGUCGGUCUCGCUGCCGUCGAGUUACAAAGCCAGCGCAGAACGAGCGCGGAAGCCAUGAGCGCAGACGACUCGGCACCGGCGGCUGGAGUUAAGUCUUUCAGUAUCGCCGACAUCCUAAGUCACGAACCUUCGACGGGCAGCAUCGGCAAGCCUACAGCGUCCUCCGACGAGUCCGCGAAAAUAGUAAGACCUUGGACGGAAGAAUAUCAAUCCGUUCCGCAGCCACCCUGCACCUCAUUCGUGCCGCCCCCGCCGCCGGCUCAUCGACAGACUGUCGGUGCCCUGUUUCCACAUUCGCUAUUCAUCCAACAUCUUCAUCAGCACCAUCAACAUCGCCCUAAAUCGGCCGACUACGAAACAUCGACAUGCACGAGCGGACGAUCCAGUACCGACGGAAGCGAAUGUUGUACAAGCCCUGAAAUUGCGAGUUGCACUCAAGGAAAUGCAUCGAAUAGGACAAGGAAACAACAGGCGGCCGGCAAGAACAAUGACAACUCUUCGCCCCUGGACGCCCUCUUCCAAAUGACCAGCAAAACUUUUGACCAGUUACACGGAGAUGCAUCCGGAGCCGAUACAAGUUCGAGUCAUUUAAAUCUCUUCAACUCGAGAUCACAACCUAAAAAGAAACGCAAAUCACGCACUGCUUUCACCAACCAUCAGAUUUUCGAACUAGAAAAACGGUUCUUAUAUCAAAAGUAUCUGUCUCCGGCAGAUCGCGAUGAAAUCGCUUCAAGCUUAGGUCUGACCAACGCGCAGGUAAUCACUUGGUUCCAAAAUCGACGGGCCAAAAUGAAACGAGAUUACGAAGAACAAAAAAAAGAUAGGGAAACUUUAGCCGCGUUGAGCGAACACAAGUUGUUUUUGGAGACGGCACAAAACAUGGGAAUACUAAAAAAGAAACCACAGCCAUCAUCACCUGAUUCGCCUGAAAAAAAAUCAUUCGAUGAAUAAUUUGAC